AUGUCAUCUUUGUGGCGUACUCUAAAAGUUUCUGUUGAAGAAUUAAGACUAGAUACAACUUUAAAAUGCGUAGCUACGGACAUUGAUUACCGAACCCAUUUCGCUUCUAACGUUUCAUCAUCUCAAAUUAAUCAUGAAUUGGAUAAAUUACAUGAAUUCUUGAUCGAUUAUUUCCAAUUAAAUACCGUUAACCUAGGUGAAUGUUAUACUAAAUGGAGUAAGGCGGAUAAACAUUUUGCAAAAAUAGCUCUAAAGUUCAAAGGAAUUAGGAUAUUACGACAAGAUCCAAUUGAAAAUUUAUUUUGUUUUAUUUGUUCGACUAAUAAUAACAUCAAUCGAAUUUCUCAAAUGGUUGAAAAAUUAUGCCGUCAAUACGGUGAAAAAAUAUGUACAUUGAAUGGGGAAGACUAUUUUGAUUUUCCCACAUUGGAAAAACUGACAUCACCAAAUGUUGUUGACGAAUUAAAAAAACUUGGAUUCGGAUAUCGUGCAAAAUAUAUUGCGCAAACUGCUAAAUACAUGUGUGACAAUUUCUCAGAUGGUGAAGUUUGGUUACGCUCUUUACGAAAUUUGUCUUACAAAGAAGCGCACGGUGCUCUUUUAAAACUUUCCGGUGUCGGACCUAAAGUUGCCGAUUGUGUGUGCUUAAUGUCGUUAGAUAAACAUAACGCUAUACCGGUUGAUACGCAUGUUUGGCAAAUUGCACAAAAGCAAUAUGGAUUUAAUGUGAAAAUGAGAGGGGCAUCAAAUUCAUUGACGACUCGUAAUUAUGCGGCUGUUGGUGAUCAUCUUCGAGAGAUUUUUGGAGAGUACAGCGGAUGGGCUCAUUCUGUGUUAUUCACUUCUGAUUUAAGGCCUUUCGAAGAUCGAUCAACUCCUGCACGAGAGCUGAACUCAACUUCAUCCAUAACAACAAAGAUUACCGGAAAACGGCAAAUAAAGAUUAGUCAGGAGAUCAAUUCCAAUAUUGUCCGAGAAAAAAGAAAAAAAUCUCAAUAA
Molecule: messenger RNA, 999 nt
Organism: Funneliformis geosporum
Lineage: Eukaryota; Fungi; Glomeromycota; Glomeromycetes; Glomerales; Glomeraceae
Source: the annotation of a GenBank genome assembly